AUGGAGAAUUUAUCGCACCUGUCGGCCCUGGAGGAGCUGUGGGUGGGGCGCAACAAGAUCAGGGAGGUGCGCGUGGAGGGGCUGUCAGCGCUGGUGAAGAUCAGCGUGCAGAGCAACCGCCUCACCUGCAUGCGCGGACUCGAGUCGUGCACGCGCCUACAGGAGCUGUAUCUGAGCAACAAUGGCAUCAGCACCAUGGAGGGACUAGAGGCGCUCUCCAACCUGCGCAUCCUGGACCUUGCUGCUAACGCCAUCACCCACGUGCAAGGACUGGACACACUCACCAGCCCUCAUCCACCUCAGUCCCCUCGUCCUCGUCCCGCGCUCCCCAUCGCGUGCCAGGUUGGAGGACCUGUGGCUGAUCAACAACCGAAUCGAGUUGCCUGCUCGGCCCUCAUCCCCUCGAGCCCCUCAUGCCCGUCACUGCUUCCGCCCUCAUCUACCCCACUCCCCUCGUCCCUGGCUCCCCCUUGCCUCUGCAGCCUGGAGGACCUGUGGCUGAACGGCAACUGCAUCGAGUCGCUCUCGCAGCUCAUGGCCGCCCUGGACGACCUGUGGCUGAACGACAACCGCAUCGAGUCGCUCUCACAGCUCAUGUCCGCUCUGGAGGGGCCCAAGGCGUCGCUUGUCACACUCUACCUCGAGCGCAACCCCUGUGUGAGUGGCGAGGCUGAGAGCGCAACCCCUGUCUUCCUCUCCCUCUCAUUCUUCACCCUCCCCCUCCUCAUUCCCCUCAUGCCUCCUUGGUGCAUCGCCCUCUCACUGCACUCCCCUCUUCGCCCUCCAUUCCCUACUUGGGCCAAGGAGGCAGGGUACAUAGAGACCCUCGCCAAGAUGCUGCCCAGGGCAGAGGAGAUCGACUCCAAGCCCGUCAGAUGA
Messenger RNA from Closterium sp. Naga37s-1, 879 nucleotides. The record is from the annotation of a GenBank genome assembly. Lineage: Eukaryota; Viridiplantae; Streptophyta; Zygnematophyceae; Desmidiales; Closteriaceae.